Molecule: messenger RNA, 1661 nt
Organism: Rosa rugosa (rugosa rose)
Lineage: Eukaryota; Viridiplantae; Streptophyta; Magnoliopsida; Rosales; Rosaceae
Product: UDP-galactose/UDP-glucose transporter 4-like
Exons: 8
Coding region: 306-1382 (358 amino acids)
Biological process (GO): transmembrane transport
Cellular component (GO): Golgi membrane; endoplasmic reticulum membrane
Molecular function (GO): transmembrane transporter activity
Source: RefSeq, a predicted model, not a curated record
UCAUUUACUCGUCUUGCCUCUAUAAACUCUCCCUCAGUCUCUGCCAACUUGCCAACCCCAAAGAGAGAAAGACUGUAAGACUCUGACUCUUUCUCUCUUUUCUAAACCGAAGAAAAGAAGAGCUCCGACUCUGAGUCCAAUACACACACACACUCUCUCUCUCUCUCUCUGGAAUUUUCCACAAGUGGAAUCAGUCUUUAUUGCGAUUACAUAAUAGACUCACCAUUUCUCAUUGAUUUGGAGCGUUUUCUGGGUACCCAAAACCCAGAACUGAGUUGGGUCUGUGUGAAAAGGGGUUGAAGACGAUGAAGAACGAAGAACAAGCUCGGUUUCUGUUUGGGAUUUCGCUCUCUGAUAGACCCAAAUGGCAGCAAUUCCUGCUUUGCUCUUCUGGGUUCUUCUUUGGUUAUCUGGUUAAUGGUGUCUGUGAGGAAUAUGUGUAUAACAGGCUACAAUUCAGUUAUGGGUGGUACUUCACAUUUGUACAAGGAUUUGUGUAUCUAUUUCUGAUUUAUCUUCAAGGCUUUACCACCAAGCAAAUGGUGAACCCAUGGAAGACUUAUGUGAAGCUAUCUGCUGUGCUUAUGGGCUCUCAUGGACUUACCAAAGGCUCCUUGGCUUUUCUCAAUUACCCUGCACAGCUAAUGUUCAAAUCAACAAAGGUUUUGCCUGUGAUGAUAAUGGGAGCCUUCAUACCAGGUUUGAGGCGGAAGUACCCACCUCAUGAGUACGUUUCUGCAAUCCUUCUGGUGGUGGGUCUGAUCCUAUUCACCUUAGCGGAUGCACAAACGUCUCCCAACUUCAGUGUGAUUGGUGUGGUGAUGGUAUCGGGUGCUCUAGUCAUGGAUUCGUUUUUGGGUAAUUUGCAAGAAGCAAUAUUUACCAUGAAUCCUGAAACCACACAGAUGGAGAUGCUGUUUUGCUCUACGGUAGUUGGUCUACCUUUCUUGGUGCCACCAAUGAUUUUGACAGGAGAAUUAUUCAAAGCGUGGAGUUCAUGUUCUCAGCAUCCAUACGUAUAUGGUGUGUUAGUCUUUGAAGCCAUGGCCACGUUUAUUGGCCAAGUUUCUGUCCUUUCCCUCAUUGCACUUUUUGGUGCUGCCACCACAGCCAUGAUAACAACGGCUAGAAAGGCAGUGACAUUAUUGCUAUCAUACUUGAUAUUCACAAAGCCAUUAACCGAAGAGCACGGGACUGGACUUCUGCUCAUAGGUAUGGGGAUCACAUUGAAGCUCUUGCCUGAGAAUAAACCAUACCAAAGGGUUUCAAACUCAUCAUCUGGCAAACCCAAGAGUUCAAAGCCAGCUCAUAACGAAGAGGAGAGAAUUCAACUUGACCAUCAACAUGUUGGAGAAGAUGAAGAAAAGAGGCCAUUGGUCUGAUAUAUAACACUGCUUCUGUUGCACAAUGUCUGUUUAGCCAUUAAGGAAAUGAUUAUGCUAAAUAACAUCACUUUAGGAUUUUUUUUUUUUUUUUUUACAGGUUCCUUAUUUCUUUACAUUUGGUUGGUCUUCUUUUAUUCUUUAAAUAACAUCACUUUAUGUUUUUGUUGUUAAUGCUUUGGACUAUAUGUAUGAAACAUUGUUGAGAACUUGAGAUCGUGGUGUACAAGUUUAGAUAUUUAAAAUUAUUAGAAGCUUGUAAUUGCAUUCACAGAGUAA